Penicillium manginii is the source of this 1062-nucleotide messenger RNA. RefSeq lists its product as uncharacterized. Bases 1 to 1062 code for a protein of 353 amino acids. NCBI's taxonomy places the organism in Eukaryota, Fungi, Ascomycota, Eurotiomycetes, Eurotiales, Aspergillaceae. The record is from RefSeq and is a predicted model, not a curated record. The transcript is spliced from 6 exons.
AUGGAGGACCAAGGCCCCACAAUAUUGGCCGUGAUGUGGUCGCUGACUGUACUGGCUCUGGUGUUGGUUGUCGCCCGCCUAUGUGUUCGGCAGCGAAUAAUCCGCAAUUUUGGACUGGACGACUGGUUGAUUGCGUUCUCCAUGUUAUUCGGUAUUCUUUUCUCGGCUACUGCGGCGGUAUCUGUGGCCAAGGGAUUUGGUAAACACACGGCCAAUCUUUCCACACCCGCUGCUGAGCAAGCCCUUCUAUGGAACAUGAUUUCCUUUAUUUUCGGCAUUAUCUCUUUUGCUCUUCCGAAAAUCGCCGUCGCUGCUUUACUUCAGCGAAUCCUCAAUCCAAUACGAGUCCAUCGCAUCAUACUGUGGACUCUCGUUUCCAUGGUCGCUGUCAUUGCAAUAAUCAACAUUUUGAUAUACGUUACGACGUGCAGUCCACCGCAGGGACUUUGGAAGUCAACCUUGGUUUUAGAAGGGGUGGCAAAAUGUAGACCUGUCGAUGUCUUGGUUGGCUUUGCGACAUUUAACGGCGCUUUCUCUGCGUUCGUCGACUUAUAUCUCGCCACAUACCCUGCCUUCAUUCUAUUUCACCUCCAAAUGUCUCUGCGAAAGAAGAUCGCACUGAGUGCUGCCAUGGGCCUUGGAUCAAUUGCGAGCGCUAUAGCUAUGGUCAAAUGUGCCCAGAUUGGAGGUCUCCGCAACCAAGCUGACCUCACCCACUCUACUGUUCCCCUAGUCAUUUGGACGAGUGUGGAGGCCAAUAUCGUCGUCAUCGCAGCGUGCAUGCCAACCUUGAAACCCGUCCUCGACUUCAUCCUCGUUAAAUUAAGAUUGACAACAUUGAGUGACCAAAAAUAUCGGUCUAACUCGAUUAGCCAGGGAAGGUUAUACCCCAAAGCCGGCGUUGAGAAGAACAGCCGACAGGCUUCACCGUUCAAGACUAUUAGUGAGGAAAAUAUCCUCGGUGAUCAGGACGACCUUCACAUCAGGCGCGUGGACGAAGUUUACGUGGGAUACGAAUUGCAGCCACAGACCAUACCGAAGGGAACUCAGAGUUUUCAAUAA